AUGUCAACACUUCUAUCAUCAUGGAAGCAAUUCCAAUUGUUUGAUUUCACACCAAUACGUGAUCCCAAUUAUCAAACAGCAGAUGCACUUUAUUCCGAUCCCACAUUAAGUGCAAUCACAGCAACGAAAUCAAACUAUUUGAUCAUUGCCAUUAAUAAUUCUAGUUUAAAGAUCGUCAAUGCUAAAGAUUUAACCACAUUAGGGACAUUUAUGAUCUAUGAUGUUGAUUAUCGAAUUACAUUCCUUUCGCCCCUUAAUAAUUCGAAUAAUUUGAUUAUUUCAUUGGCUGAAAAACAAGGAUCUCCAAGUAUUAUAAAAUUAUGGGAUAUAAAUAAAUUAUUAGAAUUACAAGGAGAAGUUGAUGAAAUUGAUUUUCAAUAUAAGUUUCAAACUCAGGUGCUGGUAAGUAAUGGUGAUAAUUCAUUUCCUAUAAGUUGUUUUAAAUUUACUUUUGAUUUGACAUGUCUUGCGUUGGGUUAUACUAAUGGGAAAGUGAUAUUAGUACGAGGUGAUUUAUUGCGAGAUAGGGGAGCAAAACAGAGAGUAAUAUAUGAAAGUAAUGACCCAAUUACUGGGAUCCAGUUUAAUGAGAAAGAAAUGGUAUUGUACAUAACCACCACAUCGAAGAUCUUGACAGUUUCAACAACAGGAAGAAAUCAAGGGAAACCUACCCAAGUAUUAUCCCUGAAAACUGGUGUAGAUUUGAAUUGUACUGAUAUAGAUACGGAAAGCCAGGAUUUGAUAGUAGGAUUACCUGGAGCAAUACGGUAUUAUAAUCAUAUAAAUAAAUUAUCCACUAUAAAUUUCGAUACACCAAAACUGAAAAUUAUGAAAUUUGAAUCUCAAUCAAGUUCAAAAUCAUCAUUUUUAUUGAUUGUAAGUCCUCAACAUGAAGAUACUACUACAAAGACAUUAAUGACAAGAAUAAUUAUUCUAGAUUUGGUUAAUAUGUAUAUUUCCUUCAAUAUUCUUAUCCCCAGUACUCUCAUAAAUUAUGUGUUUUUGUUACAGGGUGACUUAUAUUUAUUAUCUGCCGAUGGGGUGUUGUAUAAAUUACAUGAAAAGCCAAUAAAUCAACAGAUUGAAUUGAUUUUACAAAGAGAAUUAUUCCAAGUGGCUUUCAAUCUUGCCAAACAACUGAAACUGUCCACCGAAGUAUUAUUGAGAAUCAAAAAAUUACAUGGAGAACAUCUUUAUGAUGCCCAAAAUUACGAGGAAUCAGCAGAAGUGUUUACCAAAUGUUUAGAAUUAUUUGAUAAUAAACAAGUAGGAAAUGAUGAUGAAGAAGAUUUAGAUGAUUUUGUGAUGAAUAUUAUUACCAAGUUUAAAGAAGCUACUAAUAUUGCUAAUUUAACUAAAUUUUUAACAAGAUUGCAUGAAAUGGGAAUAGCUAAUAUCGAUCAUGUAACUUUAUUACUUUGCUGUUUUUGUAAACUAAAACAAGUUGAAAAUAUUGAUAAAUUUAUUGAUGAAUUAGAUGUUUCUAUGAAUUUCCAAGAUUUGAAUUUUCAAUUAAUAAUUAAUUUAUUUAAAGAAUGUGGAUAUUUCCAACAAGUUAUUAAAUUACUUUAUAAAUUAAAUCAACCAAAUUUAAUCGUUGAUAUUCAGUUGUAUGAUUUGAAAAAACCAAAACUUGCAUUAAGUUAUAUUAAAACAUUAACUAUUGAUGAAUUAUUAUUAAUAUUGAUUGAUCAUUCAAAGUCAUUAUUAGAUUCAUGUCCGAUAGAAACCACCGAAUUGUUGAUUAACGUCUUUACCGGUAAAUAUCUCCCACAUGAGAGUCAGGAACCACUUGUUAUUGACAAAGAAGAAACCCAAGAAGCUUCUAUGAAACUUACAAACUACCAAGCAUUUGUAAACUACUUAUCAGGACUGAGUGAAGAAGAACCAGAACAAAAAUCAAAUGAACCUACUUAUUUACCACCUCGUCCUAGUUUGAUCUAUUCAAGUUUCACGGGACAUCCUAAUGAGUUUGUUAUCUUUUUGGAGGCAUGUAUUGAAACUUUUGAUAGGUUCCAAGGAAAUAUUGCUGACAAAAAGGAAACGCUAUUGACUUUGUUGGAAAUGUAUCUUUCCAUUCAUCAAGCUUCAGAUGAUAAAGAAUGGUUAACUAAAGCUGAGUCAGUAGUUACUCAGUAUGGAGAAAUCCUUGAUAAUAAAUCAUUAUUGUUGUUGAGUCAUUUGUAUGAUUUCAAACAUGGAGAAGUCAUUGCUAAAGAGAAUUCACAAAUGCAAGAAAGUUUAUUAACCAGUUAUCAAAUAGCUGAAGAUGUGGAUGGAUGUUUUGAAAUUCUUAAGAAAUUCGGGGAUACUAAACCUGAAUUAUAUAAAUCAAUGUUGAGAUUUCUUAUAUCCAAGAAAUCAAUAUUUGAAAAAGUUAACAUAAAAGAUUUUCAAUAUAUCCUUGAUCGUAUCAAUUUCUUUAAAUUAAUGAAUCCCCUUGAAAUCUUACAAGUACUUACAGAACAACCCGAAAAUGAUUAUAUUACAUUAGGAUUAGUAAAAGAAUAUUUCAUGGAUUAUUUCAAACAAAAAAACAAAGAGAUUAUCAAUAAUGAAAAAUUAAUUGAAAUGUAUGAACAAGAAUCAACAAAAAGUUCAUAUAAAUUAUCCGAACUCACCAAACCAUUCGUUAUCCAAAAUAAUAAAUGUUCAAUGUGUGAAUUAAAAUUAGAUUUCCCCGUGAUUCAUUUUAAAUGUCGACAUUCAUUUCAUCAGAAAUGUUUAUCUACAAAUCUAAUCAUGAAUGAAGAUGGAUUUGAUGGUAAGAAUGAGACUCCACAAUGUCCGGUAUGUAUUGGACAUGCUAAUGAGAUUAGAAAUGUUAAGGCGAGUCAAUUUAAAUCAAAAGAGAAUUAUGAAGUAUUCUUGUCGUUAUUACAUGAAAGUAAAGAUAAAUUUAAAUUUAUUGCUGAUUAUUUCGGGAAAGGUGUAAUGGAAAAUGAAUCAAUUACAAUGUUGAAUGAUUGA
Molecule: messenger RNA, 2970 nt
Organism: Hemisphaericaspora subhashii
Lineage: Eukaryota; Fungi; Ascomycota; Pichiomycetes; Serinales; Debaryomycetaceae
Gene: VPS11
Product: tethering complex subunit
Exons: 1
Coding region: 1-2970 (989 amino acids)
Biological process (GO): vacuole organization; endosome organization; organelle fusion
Cellular component (GO): endosome; HOPS complex
Molecular function (GO): protein-macromolecule adaptor activity; protein binding
Source: RefSeq, a predicted model, not a curated record